Molecule: messenger RNA, 528 nt
Organism: Parnassius apollo (apollo)
Lineage: Eukaryota; Metazoa; Arthropoda; Insecta; Lepidoptera; Papilionidae
Source: the annotation of a GenBank genome assembly
AUGUGCCUUGAAAUCGUUCAACAGUCGCUUGCCGCCAAACAAGCACUUAUUAAAAUUCCAAACUUAGCAGCCGUGGUUGUCGCAUACAGGAAUUUUAACUUUUUAUUAAUUAUGUCGUAUUGUAGAAAAUACAAUGAUUAUAACGCCGCCCCGCUGUUCGCCUCGGAAAACGCCUCCAGUGAAGUGUGGAGCGCGAGCGGCGGGGCCGGCGUGGCAUCAGCAUGCGGUAGCAGCGGGAUGGACCUGAAGCACGAGGUGGCGUACCGCGGCGUGCUGCCCGGCCAGGUGAAGGCGGAGCCCGGGGUCAGCCACAACGGGCACCCGGCCAACGGGCACGUGCGCGAGUGGAUGGCGGGCGGCGCUGCCGGCGGCGGCUCGCCCUCGCCCGGCGCCGCAGUACAGCCGCAGCCAAACAACGGGUACUCCUCGCCACUCUCCUCCAGCAGCUACGGACCCUACAGCCCUAAUGGAAAAAUAGCAGGAAGUCGUCGUGAUGAAAACAAGGUUGCUUUUUCUAUUUUCGUCUAA